AUGGGGAACUUCUUCGUUCAUCUUUGUCCAACUGCCUGUCUCACAUUAUCUACAAGACAUGGCAAAUUCCGUCGUCCUCAGUCUAACCACGAUACGGAUACGUCCCUACUGUGCAACGAUCAUUCACCGGAACAUAUAGAAACCCGCACUGCUUCAGUUGUAAACGCUGCCGCUGCGCGACCCGUGGCUCCUAUCGAUCCCCCUUUGAAAGCACCGGUUCAACAGUUUGAAAAGCCAAGCAUGUUUCGGCAGUAUGUCAACUUCCCUUUCUUAACAGACGACGAACUUGCUGCUUGGAUUGUUAAAACACGAUUCAUGUUCCUUAUGCGGGGACCGCCCGGAUCGGGAAAAUCAUUUAUUGCAGAAUGUAUAAAAACACGCUUUCCAACCGCAAAGAUCUGUUCCGCGGACGAGUUCUGGUAUUUAGAGUCCGGUGGUGAGGUGUACCAAUACGAUAUCACCCGUCUGGAUGAAGCGCAUGAGUGGUGUCACCAACGUGCCCGGGCUGCCGCCGAAUCCGGAGUCAGUCCUCUCGUGAUUGAUAAUACCAAUAUUCGUUCAUGGGAAAGCCGAUUCUACACAGAUUUGGCACGUCGAUUUCACUACAUUGUGGUCAUGGUCACUCCGCAAACACCAUGGCGUUUCGAUACAGAGGCGCUUGCGGAGCGUAAUGUGCAUUUUGUUGGUCUUGAGGCGAUUGAAUCCAAAGUACGAAACUUUGAGCAUGUAUUCCCACUAUAUUAUGGAUGGUUAUGGCCUGCCGAAUCAGCGAAUACUCUGUCAGAUUCCGUAUCUCAUCGCCGGUCUACAGUAUUUGACCCAAUGGUGCAAACAAACAGUCUUCUUCAAUGGGCUUGGGAGUCAUUAGUCACGGUUGUUGGUUUGCCCGAUGUGCGAGUUCAAUUAGCUGCGGCUUUCGGGUUAUCGGACAGUAAGUGUUUUUUAUUAUUUGUAAUUCUCAUCCUGAACCGUGUGUGUGUGUGUGUCACGAAUUUCUUGUCGAUGUGGGUUGCCAUUUAG
This is a messenger RNA of Echinostoma caproni, 1020 nucleotides long. NCBI's taxonomy places the organism in Eukaryota, Metazoa, Platyhelminthes, Trematoda, Plagiorchiida, Echinostomatidae. The record is from the annotation of a GenBank genome assembly.